AUGUCUCUGUUCGACUUUCGCGAGGUCGCCUCUGGUCUCGCGCCUGGGGCCACCUCUGGUCUCCCGUCUGGUACCAACGCGACGGAUUCAGAGAUUUUUGGCGUGCACUUCAACCUGACCACGCUGCAGCACUGGAACUACACCCUGUACUCGGGCAACAAUACGAUCAGUAACGGCUCAUGGUGCUUCCUCAUGGACCCGCCCUACACGCCCGUUGGCGUUCUCAACAACGGAACCUUUGUCAACAGCACCUGGUGUUAUCUGGCCACCCAACCAAGCGGGCCGCGCGGAAAUGCGGGUAUAGGAGUCGCCGUCUGUUUCGCUCUAGCACUCGUCCUCGUGCUGGUCAACCUCGCAAGACACGGAAAGCUUUACUUGCCGGCUACAAAGAGGUUCGUUCCAAUUGGAAGAAGGUGGCAAUGGUAUUGGGCAAGUUUUGUUUGCACUACAGCCAUCAUCGGUCUUUUCACCAACAUCGAUGUCGACCGAUACCGUGUCCUCGAGCUCCCCAUCGUACUGAACGUCUUCUUCUGGUUCUUGAUGCAGAUGGGCACAACCGCCAUUGUCUGGGAGGCCGUGCGUCACUGGGGAAGUUGGAUGGAAAGACAAUUUGUUGAUCCUAACCCAUUCGUACUGCACCAAACCGACAGCCGAGGCAUGUUCGAGUUCUGGCUUCCGCUUUUCUUCUAUUUCUGGCUAUGGCUGAACUUCUUCCUAAUCGUUCCACGGAAUUGGACCAACAUUGAGCUCCAGCGAUCGCCCCAGCAGAUCGUACUUAAAGCAAUACCGACUGCCACGGAUGGCCGGUUCAAGGCAGCUGGCUUUUGCCUCUUAAUCUGUUGGUUGACCAUCAUGGUUUCCCUGUGGCACUCGAUCCGCCACUACGAGCCCCGGAAUCGCGGCUGGUUCAAUAGGACUAUUGGGUUCCUCGGAUACAUGCCGUUCCGCUUCGUGCUGUUGAUACCUCUCUUGCUCGCUCUCGUUGCAUACCAAGAAUUGGUCGCCUGGAGGUUCGACCUGUCCCCUCUCAACGCCAAGACAAACCUGUUGGCAAUGUACCUAGGAGGCUAUGCUCCUAGUCUGCUUAUUGUGAUUGUGCAAGCAAUAGAUGGAUUUUGCCGGCCCAACGAAGACAAGGAGCUUAUUCGACAGAGGCGCACAAGAGGCGCAGCCAUCGACCGGGAGCUUGGCCUUGUGAAGAAGCCCAACUGGUGGCGUCGUGUCAACGGCGAUGUGGAUGACGGUGGCAUGCGAGGGCAGAUCAUGCGGAAUGUGCGAGAGGUCGGCGGUGGUCGACCGACGGCGAGGCAUGUGGAGGCGAUGGCGGAACGGAGAGCCGCCGACUUGGAGGCCGCUGGCGCGAACAACAACAGCGGCAUUGAGAUGAACACGCUUCGGAGGAGCAAUAGCGCUGCAACUAGCGUGCGCACAGGGGCUACUGCACCACCGCCUUACACGACGGCCUAUGGGGGCCGGUCCGAGCAGCGGAGGACUGAGCACACAAUGCAGGCAGUAGCUAGCCUCUUGUUCCCCAACGCAAGCCCAUCCCCCUCUAUUCAUGAGAGAGGCCGCGACUUGGAGAUGUCCAACCAGCAGACCCAGAGACCGUACACGACCGAGAGAAGCUCUAGCACUGCGAGCGCUGCUAGUGGCAUCUCUACAAGUGGGCCUCCCCAGCAGAUCAGGAGCAUGCUGGAUAUCUGA
This is a messenger RNA of Anthostomella pinea, 1704 nucleotides long. NCBI's taxonomy places the organism in Eukaryota, Fungi, Ascomycota, Sordariomycetes, Xylariales, Xylariaceae. The record is from the annotation of a GenBank genome assembly.